CUGCUCGAUAACAGUAUAAACUGUUAAAGGUCUCAUUUGCGUGUGCUCUCUUGCGAUUACUCUCUCUAGCUCUCUCUCUCUCUCUCUCUCGCCUUUUUUUACAUCGGUCUCGUAUUGGGUUGCUUAUUGGAUAUUCUCCGGGUAAAGGAUACGGGUUUUGCGGUGAGAUUUUUUUCUUUCUUUGUCGCUUACCGGUGAGGAUGAUCGUUUCUUGGGUAAGGUCGAUUUACAAUCGGUUCUGUUUUCGAAGAUGUUGUUAGAUCCGCAUGGUUUUGGUGAUCGUUUUGGAUCCGAGACAUGGUUCCACAGGAGAAAAAAAUGCCGUCGUCUCUUGGUUUAAGUUUUGCCUUGUGAAAAGUUUCCCUCUUUCCCUUGUCGUUGAAUCCUAAAGUUUUCACCUUUUUUUAGAAAUUUUGGUCUUUUAAAUCCUGGGGAUAGGUUACAGUGUCUGAUUGUAAAUAGAAAUUUGCGACGUUGGUGACUUUGAGAUUAGAUAAAAGUUGUGUACAGAUAGAGAGAUUGUAUAACUCUUUUUUUUUUUGGAACAUUUUUGUGUUCCUUGUUUACAAAAAGGGGGUUUUUUUUAAUUUCCUGGGCUGGGUUAAAAAAAGUGGCGAAGAUGAAUCUAAGUACGGCCGAGGAAGAAUCGGCACAGGAGAUUCACAUCCCAGCUGAUAUCAAUUGGGAGAUGCUUGACAAAUCCAAGUUUUUCGUUUUAGGCGCUGCUUUGUUUUCAGGUGUCUCUGGAGCUCUUUAUCCUGCUGUUUUGAUGAAAACACGGCAGCAAGUUUGUCAUUCUCAAGGCUCUUGUAUCAGAACUGCGUUUACUCUUGUGAGACAUGAAGGUUUAAGGGGAUUGUACAGAGGAUUUGGAACUUCCUUGAUGGGAACAAUCCCUGCUCGUGCCUUGUACAUGACUGCCUUGGAGGUUACUAAGAGUAACGUUGGCUCUGCUGCUGUUAGCUUAGGUUUCACUGAGGCUAAAGCUUCUGCAGUUGCUAAUGCCGUUGGAGGUUUGAGUGCUGCCAUGGCUGCGCAGCUUGUUUGGACACCUGUUGAUGUGGUGAGCCAACGGCUUAUGGUUCAGGGAAGUGCUGGAAGUGCUGGUCUUGUCAAUGCGUCGAGGUGUAAUUAUGUUAACGGGUUUGAUGCAUUUCAGAAGAUUGUUCGUGCUGAUGGACCAAAGGGAUUAUACAGAGGGUUUGGGAUAUCUAUUCUGACUUAUGCUCCGUCUAAUGCGGUUUGGUGGGCUUCUUACUCUGUUGCACAGCGGAUGGUUUGGGGUGGGAUUGGGUGUUAUGUCUGCAAGAAAGACGAAGAGAGUGGGAACAACAACAGUACUGCGAUUAAACCAGACUCCAAAACGAUAAUGGCUGUUCAAGGAGUUAGUGCUGCGAUUGCUGGAAGUGUUUCUGCUUUGAUUACAAUGCCACUCGACACAAUCAAGACGAGAUUGCAGGUUCUUGAUGGGGAAGAUAGUAGUAAUAGUAGUAACAACGGGAAGCGUGGACCGAGUAUUGGACAGACUGUAAGAAACUUGGUUAGGGAAGGUGGAUGGACGGCUUGUUAUAGAGGAUUGGGACCAAGAUGUGCUUCAAUGUCAAUGUCUGCAACAACUAUGAUCACUACCUACGAGUUCUUGAAACGGCUUUCAGCUAAGAACCAUGACGGGUUUUGCUCUAAAUCAUAGUGAUAACAACUGAAAAAAAACCACCACAUAGAAGAAUCUUUUAUGGGAAAUGUCUUUAAUUUUGCUUACUUAUCUUGUGCUUCUUGUCUAGCUGUUCUGCUGCUAUUUCAUUUGUUUUCCAGUCAUAUGUAAGGAAAUGUGUUAAAAUUCAGUUGUUUUUAAAUAAAUAAAAAUGUGAUUUCCUCAUUCA
Camelina sativa (false flax) is the source of this 1880-nucleotide messenger RNA. Lineage: Eukaryota; Viridiplantae; Streptophyta; Magnoliopsida; Brassicales; Brassicaceae. The record is from RefSeq and is a predicted model, not a curated record.